GUCGGUGUUACCUGUACAUGAAGACGAUCGAACGCGCCCCUUUUCCCCGGAGGCUCUGGGAGCGGGUCCUGCUAAGCAAGAACUACGAGAAAGCCCUGGAGGAGAUCGACGAGAACCUCAUCUACUGGCCGCGGUUCAUCCGCCACAAGUGCAAGCAGCGCUUCACCAAGAUCACCCAGUACCUCAUCCGCAUCCGCAAGCUGACGCUCAAGCGACAGAGGAAGCUGGUUCCUUUACGCAGGAAGAUUGAAAGGCGAGAGAAGAGAAGAGAGGAGAAAGCCCUGAUCGCCGCACAGCUGGACAACGCCAUCGAGAAGGAAUUGCUGGAGAGGCUGAAACAGGCCACGUAUGGAGACAUUUACAACUUCCCCAUUCACGCCUUCGACAAAGCCCUGCAACAGCAAGAAGCAGAAAGCGAGAGCGAGUCGGAUGCAGAGCAGGAAGAAGACGACGAGGAGGUGGAUAAAAGAGAGUUUGUGGAAGCCGAUGACAGUGACCUCAGUGACUUUGAGGACAUGGAUAAGUUGGAGACAAGUAGUGAAGAGGAGCAGGAAGAGGAGGAAGAAGUAGAGAAGAAAUCUAACUCCAAAUCUAAAGGGAAAACUCCUCUGAAAGGACCAGCCAGGAGAAAACGUCCCUACAUUGAAAUAGAGUACGAAGAAGAAACGGAGCCAACCACCAAAACCAAAGCAGCCUGA
This is a messenger RNA of Pterocles gutturalis (yellow-throated sandgrouse), 698 nucleotides long. It is a transcript of the gene MAK16, whose product is annotated as MAK16 homolog (S. cerevisiae). Gene Ontology annotation, biological process: maturation of LSU-rRNA; maturation of 5.8S rRNA. Lineage: Eukaryota; Metazoa; Chordata; Aves; Pterocliformes; Pteroclidae. The record is from RefSeq and is a predicted model, not a curated record. The annotation marks the transcript as partial. The transcript has 7 exons. Gene Ontology annotation, cellular component: nucleolus; preribosome, large subunit precursor.